CGCGCCUAGAGGAGACGCGGGAAGGCGGCCGCGGCUGUGGUGGACACGACCGGCCCUCCGGCCACCUCACCAGCUCAGGCGUUCGCUGCUUGCAGCCUCAGCUGCCAGCCACAGUCCUCAUGGAAGAGAUGGAAGAAGAGUUAAAAUGCCCCGUGUGUGGCUCCUUCUAUCGGGAGCCCAUCAUCUUGCCCUGCUCGCACAAUUUAUGUCAGGCGUGCGCCCGCAACAUCCUGGUACAGACCCCGGAAUCCGAAUCUCCCCAGAGUCGCAGGGCCUCGGGCUCGGGGGUCUCCGACUAUGACUAUUUGGACCUAGACAAGAUGAGCCUGUACAGCGAGGCGGACAGCGGUUACGGUUCUUACGGGGGCUUCGCCAGCGCUCCCACUACCCCCUGCCAGAAGUCUCCCAACGGCGUCCGCGUGUUUCCGCCAGCCAUGCCACCACCGCCCACCCACCUGUCACCGGCCUUGGCCCCGGUGCCUCGGAACUCCUGUAUCACCUGCCCCCAGUGCCACCGCAGCCUCAUCCUGGAUGACCGGGGGCUCCGCGGCUUCCCCAAGAACCGCGUCCUGGAAGGGGUGAUCGACCGCUACCAACAGAGCAAAGCCGCGGCCCUCAAGUGCCAGCUCUGCGAGAAGGCGCCCAAGGAGGCCACGGUCAUGUGCGAACAGUGCGACGUCUUCUACUGCGACCCUUGUCGCCUGCGCUGCCACCCACCCCGGGGGCCUCUAGCCAAGCAUCGUCUGGUGCCGCCGGCCCAGGGCCGCGUGAGCCGACGGCUGAGCCCGCGCAAGGUGUCCACCUGCACCGACCACGAGCUGGAGAACCACAGCAUGUACUGCGUGCAGUGCAAAAUGCCCGUGUGCUACCAGUGCUUGGAGGAGGGCAAACACUCCAGCCACGAAGUCAAGGCCCUGGGGGCUAUGUGGAAACUGCACAAGAACCAGCUCUCCCAGGCACUGAAUGGAUUGUCCGACAGGGCCAAAGAAGCCAAGGAGUUUCUGGUGCAGCUUCGCAACAUGGUGCAGCAGAUCCAGGAGAACAGUGUGGAGUUUGAGGCUUGUCUGGUGGCUCAGUGUGACGCCCUCAUCGAUGCCCUCAAUCGAAGAAAGGCUCAGCUGCUGGCCCGUGUCAACAAAGAGCAUGAACACAAGCUGAAGGUGGUUCGAGAUCAGAUCUCUCACUGCACAGUGAAAUUACGCCAGACCACAGGUCUCAUGGAAUAUUGCUUGGAGGUGAUUAAGGAAAAUGACCCCAGUGGCUUUUUGCAGAUUUCUGAUGCCCUCAUAAGAAGAGUGCACCUGACUGAGGAUCAGUGGGGGAAAGGCACACUCACCCCCAGGAUGACCACCGACUUUGACUUGAGUCUGGACAACAGCCCUUUGCUACAGUCUAUUCACCAGCUGGACUUUGUACAGGUGAAAGCUUCCUCUCCAGUUCCAGCAACCCCCAUCCUACAGCUGGAGGAGUGUUGUACCCACAACAACAGCGCCACACUGUCCUGGAAACAGCCCCCCCUGUCUACAGUGCCAGCUGAUGGAUACAUUCUAGAGUUGGAUGAUGGCAGUGGUGGUCAGUUCCGGGAAGUAUAUGUCGGAAAAGAAACAAUGUGUACGGUGGAUGGUCUUCAUUUCAACAGCACAUACAAUGCUCGAGUCAAGGCCUUCAACAAAACAGGAGUCAGCCCAUACAGCAAGACCCUGGUCCUGCAGACGUCUGAGGACACAGAUUCAGAAGAACAGACCCUCCCUUUUCCAGUGCCUUCGGAAAGAUUGCCGCUCCGUAGAAUGAGUCCUUUCUCCUCCACCCUUAAUCUACAACCCAGCUUCCCCGGGAGAUCCUACUUUGAUUUCCGAUCCUCACCCCACCAGCUGAGCUUGCAUUCUUCUUUACAGUCUCUCAAUGCACCCGGAUGCAAUUUUGAGACACAGUCUGCACCUUACUCUCAAUUAGUUGACAUUAAAAAGCUGUUGGCAGUGGCCUGGUUUGCUUUCGACCCUGGCUCAGCACAUUCGGACAUCAUCUUCUCCAAUGACAACCUGACAGUGACCUGCAGCAGCUACGAUGACCGGGUGGUGCUAGGGAAGACUGGCUUCUCCAAAGGCGUCCACUACUGGGAGCUAACGAUAGAUCGCUAUGACAACCACCCUGAUCCUGCCUUUGGCGUGGCUCGCAUGGAUGUGAUGAAGGAUGUGAUGUUAGGAAAGGACGACAAAGCUUGGGCAAUGUAUGUGGACAAUAACCGGAGCUGGUUCAUGCACAACAACUCGCACACCAACAGAACGGAGGGAGGGAUCACCAAGGGGGCCACCAUUGGGGUCCUCCUUGACUUAAAUCGAAAGACCUUGACGUUCUUCAUCAACGAUGAGCAGCAAGGCCCCAUAGCAUUUGAGAAUGUGGAGGGCAUGUUUUUCCCUGCCGUCAGCCUGAACAGGAAUGUGCAGGUCACACUUCACACCGGGCUCCCAGUCCCCGACUUCUACUCCAGCAGAGCAUCCAUAGCCUAAGGAUGUGCUGUGGAGGCACCGGCUGCCGGGGAGAGUGACAACCAGAAGCCCAGUCAGCCGUGGCGGAACACAGAGUUGGCUGGAGAGAGAGAAGGAGAAAACAGCUGGUCCUCUAUGAUCUUCACAACUACCAUUCUGCCCUUUCCCUCCAGUCUCUCCACUCGGCCACACCCGAGUCCCUGCCACCCCCUGCGAUUCUAACCAACAAAGGACCUAGGCAGCCCAACCAUGUUUCUUUCGCCACUCCCAAAAGUAGCUUUUCUUGAACUUAAUUUUUUUAUAUAGGUGAGUUCAUUUUCUUAUUGAUCAUGUUCCUGAAGUGGCACUGCCAGGAGAAAGUUCUCUUACAAUCUUUAUUUCUUAAGCUUUUGGUCAAACAGAGAUUGAAGCAGGAGGUAGGGAAGAACAAACUUGAGUUUGGAGCUUGCAGUUUACCUUCUAGAAUGUUCUUGCCCUGACACCUCUUGGGCAACAUUAGCUAUGUGUGGCUAAUCUUUGGGAGAUGGGCAGUGUGCAUCAGGUAUUGAGAAGUCUACCACCCUCUGAAGCACAAAAACUAUCAGCUGCACAGAUUCACAGCAGGGCAGGAUCCUCAGGAUAGCCCAGGAAACAGACCAGACACUGUACAGAGGCAGAACACAGGAUUUCAUGGUUCUAUUCAUUUAGCUAAUACAGGUUUUUAAAUCAAAACUAUGAGGGACCAGGCAAUAUUCUAGAUGUCAUGCUUUAGACACGGUGGAAACACACAAUAAGCAGACAGAUGGGCACAGCUUCUGCCCCCCCCCCCCCCCCCGGAGCAUGUACUCUAGUAGGAGAACAAAGCAAAAAUUACACACUGUUUCACAUUGUUAUGAGUAACAGAAAGGGAACAGACAAGAGUCAAAAAGGGUCACUGCCAAGCUCUUUCAGGUUUCCUAGAAUACAAGGCUAAAUAAAACCCCCACAUUCUAGUCAUGGUAGCACUAAGAAUGUACCAGUUCGAUGCCUUUCCAACUGCACUAUGUUAAUAUUCGACCCUGCUGCUACUUCAUCACUGAGCCCUUCUUUGGCAGAAACGAUGUCAGCAUUCUGACUCCUUCAUGCUGCAAUCAUAACAAGCCUUAAAAAAUGAACAGUUUCAAAACAAAAUAGUGAGCAGAGGGCAGAUCCCAUGUCACCAAUGGGGAUCUUAAGUUACAUUCUCAGGACAAAAAUGCUGUCUCCACAUGAACUGUCUGUGCUGUGACAACCAAAAUCCAUCUACCCUGCUGCCAUGCACAGCCUGACUUUCUAGAGAAGUUCAAAUCAAGUUUGGAAAAACCUGAAUUUGAGUCAUUUCUAGGACUGAUGGCAGAAUAAUAGUGCAUAUUACUUCUAAAGAGUGACACCCUUCUGAUUCUUUAGUUUGACAUGAAGUUUUAGAAAAUGUAGGACUUGGGAAAAUAAAAAUAAAAGUUCUCAUUCACUGACUACUUUCUGUGAUAUUACACACACAUACACACACACCACCACUACCACCACCACCACCACCACAGCCAGGAAUAACAAUAAAAGGAAGGAGUAAGAUGGGAAAGCUAACAGUGCUUUGGCAAAAAAAAAAAAAAGUAAUAAAUGUAAAUAGCUCAUUAUUUACUCCUGUGCUUCUUCUAGUUAGAUGAUUUCAGUCAGUGAUACUGUUUUUCUAGUUAGAACCUAAUUUAUUAAAUGGGUGCUAUCCUGUUUAUGUCUAUCUUCGUUUUUCAUGGCUAGAGAAAUUCUCAGUUGCAGGACAACACUAGUUUGAUAUUUGAUUUACGCUCCAAUGAGACUCGAUGGCUGGGCCGCUGUAGACUCCUAGUUUCUCUCAUUCUUUAUGAAAUCCAUUCCGCUAAUUAGAUUUCUAGUGACUUGUAACACUUAGUUUACACUGAAUUGCAAUUAUAAAUGCAUACAGCUACUGUACUAGAAAGAAAACCAUGUCAUUUCCAGU
Messenger RNA from Dipodomys spectabilis (banner-tailed kangaroo rat), 4455 nucleotides. It is a transcript of the gene Trim9, whose product is annotated as tripartite motif containing 9. The transcript is spliced from 13 exons. NCBI's taxonomy places the organism in Eukaryota, Metazoa, Chordata, Mammalia, Rodentia, Heteromyidae. Gene Ontology annotation, molecular function: protein binding; zinc ion binding. The record is from RefSeq and is a predicted model, not a curated record. Bases 120 to 2507 code for a protein of 795 amino acids.